Lathyrus oleraceus (garden pea) is the source of this 1748-nucleotide messenger RNA. RefSeq names its product WAT1-related protein At1g68170. The transcript has 7 exons. The annotation marks the transcript as partial. Gene Ontology annotation, cellular component: membrane. Gene Ontology annotation, molecular function: transmembrane transporter activity. The record is from RefSeq and is a predicted model, not a curated record. Lineage: Eukaryota; Viridiplantae; Streptophyta; Magnoliopsida; Fabales; Fabaceae.
GAGCGACUUGGUGAUGUUGCAAGCGAAGGUGACGCAAAUGAUUCAAGAAAAUAUAGAAGAUCUUCAAUCCAGUAACCACUUCGACUCUCAAGUUCUUUUAGGUUUCUGAUUUCUUCUUUCUCUUCUUCUACCCUUAGUCUGUAGGAGCUUUUGCAAAUGCUUUGUGUUGUCCUUGUUGUUCUGAACACGUAAGAGUGAGUGUGGAUAUGUUAAAGAGGAGAGAGAACUCAUAGAGAAUUGAGAAUUCAGAGAGAAUGAUUUUCAGUGAUUUUUUGUGAAAGGAAUCAUUUUUUUCAAUUGAAGAGUGAAUUGGGAAUAUAUAUACAGGAUAAUCCCUAACUUAUUCGGGCAGACUUCGGAAAUGGUAGUUGAAGGUUUGAGCAUCGUUUAUGUUAAUGGUUCACAUGAAUGAAGUUGUUAGGACUAUUAAAUAUGUUAACUCUAUAUUAGGGUUCUGCUACAAUUAGUUGGAGCUUAAAUUGGAGUGAGUUCAGUUGGUGUAGUUAGUUGGUGAAGUAGAACUCAAUGGAUGAAAAAGGUCUGUUAGGAGUUAGUGUUUGAGAUGUUAGAAAAAAUUUAUGAUAUGUUGGUGUGAGUGGGUUACUUAGGCGCUAGCACUGUCAGUAGGGUAAUUAGAUUGUUGGAAGGUUAGUUUGAUAGAUUGAAUGGUUAGAAGAAAGUUAGGAUGUGUUGAUUUGGUGAAUGGAAAUGUAAAUUGCAGGUUAUAUGCCUUUUGAGUUGAAUGUUAUGGAGUUGCAAUGCAAACUAGAUUGCUUGAAUCAUAGCAGCAGAGCACCUACAUAAUGGUAGCAAAUGAUGGAUCAAGCUUAAGUGUUCUCAUUGUUUAUAGAUUUGUAUUUUCUACUGCUUUCACUGUGCCAUUUGUUUUCUUCUUUGAAAGGAAAAGUGUGCAAAAUUUGACUGGAAAGGUGUUAUUCCAAGCUUUUCUUUGUGGAUUAUUUGGGGGAUCAUUACAACAAAACUUGUAUAUUAAAUCUUUGGCUUUGGUAUCUGCAACAUAUACUAUAACCAUGUUAAACCUCAUUCCUGCCAUUACCUAUGUCCUGGCUGUUUCUCUAAGAAUGGAGAAGCCAAAUCUUGGAACACCGGCUGGGAAAGCGAAGUUGAUGGGAACAUUAAGUGGAAUUGGUGGUGCAAUGAUCCUAACUUUAUAUGAAGGCAAAAGAUUAUUUAACUUAUCAUUGCACAUUGACUUGCUGCAAAAUGCUACAUCAACAACACAUCAUUCCCCUGCUGGUUCUCAUGUUUGGGGACUCAUGCUAGCUUUAGGCACUGCUCUCAGUUUCUCAUUAUGGUUUAUAACACAGUCGAAGAUGAGUCAGAAUUUUCCGUGGCAUUAUUCAAUUGCGGCGUUAACCUCUAUAAUGGGUGCAAUUCAAUCUUUUAUAUAUGCUAUUUGUACUGAGAGAGAUUGGAGCCAGUGGAAGCUUGAUUGGAAUUUGAGACUUUUGACAGCAGCUUCUGCGGGUAUAUUGGCCUCUGGAGUGUGUUUUGUUCUGUUGGCUUGGUGUGUGGGCAUGAAAGGACCCUUGUAUGUGUCUGCUUUUAACCCUCUAAUGCUUGUUCUUGUGGCCUUCAUUUCUUCGUUCGUAUUGAACGAGUACAUUACAGUCGGAAGUCUAAUAGGAGCCGCGUUGAUUGUUUGCGGAUAUUACAUGUUAUUAUGGGGUAAGAGCAAAGAAGCGAGAAAAAUGGAUAAUAUGAAUGUAAUAGCUUCUGAAAAUGUA